This is a messenger RNA of Diaporthe amygdali, 2433 nucleotides long. RefSeq lists its product as uncharacterized. Gene Ontology annotation, biological process: regulation of transcription by RNA polymerase II; DNA-templated transcription. Lineage: Eukaryota; Fungi; Ascomycota; Sordariomycetes; Diaporthales; Diaporthaceae. Bases 1 to 2433 code for a protein of 810 amino acids. Gene Ontology annotation, cellular component: chromatin. The transcript is spliced from 3 exons. The record is from RefSeq and is a predicted model, not a curated record. Gene Ontology annotation, molecular function: zinc ion binding; RNA polymerase II cis-regulatory region sequence-specific DNA binding; DNA-binding transcription factor activity, RNA polymerase II-specific.
AUGCCAGGUGCAAGCGUCGCCGCUGUGCCUGCGCCCGCCGCUGAGUCCCCAGCCCCGGCCUCGCGAAAGACCUCCCUCGCACCAGAGAAGAAGUACAAGUGCCAGUUCUGCAACCGAGCUUUUAGCAGAAGCGAGCAUAGAAGUAGACAUGAGCGAUCACACACAAAAGAGCGGCCCUUCAAGUGCAUGAAGUGUCGCAGCACAUUCGUCCGACGCGAUUUGCUCCUGCGACAUGACCGGACCGUUCACGCAAAAGAUGGCGGCGUUCCCCUUCACAGCGAUGGCAAGCGCCGUGGUGGCCCCAAGCCCAAGACUGUCGCAGGUCCUGCGAAACCUUCGCUCGCCCUCGACGGUCCCGCGCUGGAGCAGCUCGAGGCUAGCGGCGAGGGCAUAUUCGAUGUCGAGACUGCGGCCAUGCUUGUUGCUGACCUUCAUCACAAGGCCACUGCUGUGAUGCAAUCCAAUGGAAGCCCCUUCGAGGCCAGCCCAACCGUGCCGUUCGCGCAGAACGGCAACUCCCUGAUGGACCCCCCGACCGUGACCUAUCCCAACGGCACGAUCGGCCUGCCUCAAUGGGACUCGUUCGUUCACAGUGAGCCCAAGAACAACGCGCUGUCCUCAGCUUCCGGCUCCUUCGCUUCCCAGCCGUCCUUCGCCAGCUCCAGCACGAUCCAGCCACUGCCCGCCACGUCAUCUCGACAAGAGAACGGUCCCGAGUCCAUCUCAUCUCAGUCAAUGGGCAACUCCGUUCAGACGUCUGCUAGUGGCACGCCUACUUCUCAGUCGCCCUAUCCUUCGCACGGCGCUCACAACCAUGCAGAGGCCCACCAGACUUCGGCGGGCUUCAAGCCCCCCCAGGUGACUACCGACGUGGAGCGCAACAUGAUUCUGGACAACGUUCACGGCAGCGAUACCGAGCACGCGAUUCCGGACGGAUUCAAGAUGCCCAACCUUGAGCGUCUGAACCGCUAUCUGUCAACCUACUUCGGCAUGUUCCAUCAUCACUUGCCCUUCCUGCAUCCGGCGUCUUUUGACCCCACCACGGUGUCCUCGCCGCUUCUGCUGUCGGUCCUCUCCAUAGGUGCCCUCUACGCCUUUGAUCAGGAGCAGGCGUUCAUGAUGCACGUUGGUAGCAAGGUCCUCAUCAACGAGUUCCUGCAGAACAAGGAAAACUUCAGCUCUCGCAAAUGUCCGCUUUGGGCCAUGCAAAGUUCUCUGCUGAACAUGAUUUUCGCCACUUGGAGCGGUGAUCCUAAGGGGCUCGAGUGGGCUUGUUCAAUCAAGAGUCUUUUGGCAAACAUGGUUGCUGGCAAUCGCUAUGAGCUGAAGCUUAGACAGGAGGCGCGCGAGAACCGAUCGCCAACCCGGGACGAGUGGGUAGAGGAUGAAGAAUGCCGACGCACGUACUACGCGGUGUACAUCUUCUUCGGCCUCCUCACACUCUCAUACAACCACACGCCUGCUAUCAGCUUUAACGAGUUCGAAGACCUACUGCUGCCUUCCACCGAGGCUCUCUGGAACCUGCAGGUGGCUGAUGAGCUGACCUGGGAGGAACACCUCACCGCCUCUACCGGGGUGACGUUUAUGGAGGCCCACGACAAGCUGUUCCAGGGCGAAACGAUCAAGUACAGCGCGUUUGCGACUCGUGUCAUGAUCAACGCUCUCUUCCUUGAAGUGUGGUACCACAAGCGCAGCCCCGAAGCGUUGCAAGAUGUUGUCACAGAGUACAAACUCAGACUCGCUCUGGAGACUUGGGAGAAAUCCGUCGACCUAUGCGAGCCCGAGACUGCUACCGUGCCUGUCAUCUCUCCCCACAAGGGCCACCCCCUUAUCUUCAAUGCCACGGCCAUGUUCCGCAAUGCCCGAGCUCGACUUGAAGUCGACCUCAAGACCGUCCAGGAAGCUCUUCGUUACCAUGACCCGUACGAAGUCCAUGCGGCGAUGUCAGGGGCGCGGGACCGUGUCAAGCGCUCUUCGGAGAUGAUCAAAGUCAUCCAAGAGUGCUACAACUGCAUUGAGACGGCGGUGGUCCAGGGUGUCCGCUGGGUUGCGCGCACCUCGCCAACCAACUGGAGCAUUGAGCACCCCCUCUGUGGAAUGGACCUCAUGAUCAUCCUCAGCCUCUGGCUUUACCGUCUGGAACAUGACGAUGAGCCGGCAAGCGAGGAGGAGAUGGCCAUGUACAACAAGAUCCGCAAGCUCUUUGAAAAGGAUCUUGAACAGCCGUACAUUUCACAACUUGGCACCAUUGUGGCCCGUCUGUGGGGCUCUAUGCUGGACGAGGUGGUUGUUUGGGGAAUUACCCGAUUGAUGGGUGAAUCCUUCCGCUUCCAUGCUCAGGCGCUCAUCGGCUACGUCGACGACGUUGAAAUGUCAGACAAUGUCUCGACUCCUUCGAUGUCUCAGGGCGGUGACGAAGACAGCGUGUACUAA